This is a messenger RNA of Lates calcarifer (barramundi perch), 7882 nucleotides long. It is a transcript of the gene thsd7ab, whose product is annotated as thrombospondin type-1 domain-containing protein 7A. Gene Ontology annotation, biological process: actin cytoskeleton organization. Gene Ontology annotation, cellular component: plasma membrane. The record is from RefSeq and is a predicted model, not a curated record. Lineage: Eukaryota; Metazoa; Chordata; Actinopteri; Centropomidae.
GCCUCUCUGAUCCUGGGAGCAGUGCUUAUGGGAGCUCCUCAGACCAGCGUGAGCACUGCUGGUCUCCAGUUGCCUUCCCAGCUCUGCAAGUGGAGGACGAGUGGUGGAGGAAGAGGAGGAAGGGGAGGGGGAGUAUCUGUCCUUGUGCCCUAGGCGGGAGAAAGGAAAGAGAGGAGAGGAAAGGGUAAAUUGAGAUAGAGAAAGUAAGAAGUGGGCAUGUGAGAGAUGCAGAGUGAAAUAAGAAAGGAAAAAAUGAGAGAGAAAGACAAGAGAGGAUGGGGCAGGAGAGAAAAAUAGAAAAAAGCCAGGAGUAAAGAGAGAGCAAGAGCAGGGUGGCACAGGCAGAAGAGCAAAUGAGUGAGCGAAUAGGAGACGGAGAGAGAGAGUGAGCGCGAGCAAGCAAGCAAGAGGGAGGGAGGCGAACAACACUGCAGACACUCGCCCACUGUCACUGCUCCACAGCCAGAGGACAGAGGCAGCAACGGCAACAGUGGGAGCGGAAACGAUGGAGGAGGAAGACUGUACCAUCCAUCUGCAGCUCAGCCCCCGACACUGACAGCCUCCCUCCGGGACCAUCCUGCCAAGUUGGGAGCAAAACGAAAAAAAGGAGAAAACAACUCUCUCUGUCCUUCACAAGACCACAAGUACUGGACCUCAACUCCUGCAGGACUGAUAACACACUACACACACACACCUCAUUAUUUCUUCCCUCUCUUACACUGCCAUACACUUACUCACACCCUCACUCACAGCACACUUCACUUCUCGUUGCCUUUUGGACUAGUGUGUUUUUUGUUGUUGCUGUUUUUUUUCUUCACCGCCUUCUCUGACCUUCUGAGCUGAGUGGAUUUACUUUUAUCCUGUGUCGGACCAUGGGGCUGGGGUGGUGGGGUGCAGCAGGGACCCUCCGAAAAAGGACAGAGGGGAGCUGGUACCUUUUGGUGACAUUGCUGCUGUUCUGUGGUUUCUGGAAGGCUCACACACAGACAGAUGAUGGGAAGUCUGUCUACUUCUGGGAAACAGGUCCAUGGGGAAGGUGCAUGGGCAGUGACUGUGGCCCCGGUGGCAGCCAAAGCCGGGCAGUCUGGUGUGCCCAUGUGGACGGCUGGACAACGCUUCACACCAACUGUGACCAGGUCCAGCGUCCGUCCAACCAGAGAAACUGUUUCCGUGUGUGUGACUGGCACAAGGACCUUUAUGACUGGAGGCUGGGUGCCUGGAACGAGUGUGUGCCAGUGUCGGCAAGGACCUUUGGGGCCCCACGGCCGUUCACAUGCAGUGGGGGCGAAGAGGGCAUUCAGACCCGGGAAGUGGGCUGCAUACUCAAGUCAGACGGCUCUCCAGCAGAGGAUGCCAUCUGUGAGUACUUUGAGCCCAAACCUCGCCUGGAGCAGGCAUGUUUGAUCCCUUGCCCCCAGGAUUGUGUGGUUUCCGAGUAUUCGCCAUGGACCUCCUGCUCCAAAACGUGUGGAACAGGCCUCAGGAACAGGGUCCGCAGUGUCCUGGUUCCUCCACUUUUUGGAGGCGCUGUCUGCCCCAACCUAACUGAGUUCCAGUCCUGUAAACCGGGGCCUUGCACAGGUCCAGAGGGCAUGUACAGUCUCAGGGUUGGAGCGUGGAGCCCUUGCAUCCUCCCGCAGACUCGGACAGCGAGACAAGCCAAACGCAGAAAAGGUAAAGGCCAAGGGCUCAGGGAGCGAGCAGGAGCCAAAGAUCCAGAGACCAGGGAGCUAAUCCAGAAGAAACGAACAAGGAACCGCCUUAACCGGCAAGAGAGUCCGUUCUGGGACAUCCAGGUCGGCUACCAGACUCGGAACGUGACCUGCAUACAUAGGAAUGGCAGCGCUGUAGGACGCAACCUCUGCACACCCAGGGACCUGCCACUGACUGUCCAGUCCUGCGUCCUUCCCAAGGACUGCCAGGUGACCGACUGGGCCGAGUGGGGCCCGUGCUCCAAAACCUGCGUGGACCCCGAGUCCCCCAGAGGAAAUCGGACUCGGAGCAGACAAGUGCUCCAGUUCCCUGUGGGUGAGGGGGCGGAGUGCCCGCUGCUGGAGGAGUCUGAGUCUUGCGAACCUCAGGGGGACGGUGUGCCGCCCUGCGCCACUUAUACCUGGAGAACCACAGAGUGGAGUGACUGCCGGGUUGACUUGUUGCUAAGCCAACAGGACCGUCGACGUAGCAACCUGACGGGGCUUUGUGGGGGAGGCCUGCAGACCAGAGAACUGUACUGUGUCCAAGCCAAUGCUGAGCUUCUAAAAUACCUCAACGACCUCCGAGAAAAAGACAAAGCGGGUCAGACCCAAAGACAGCAGAAGCCUAGUGUCCCCCCUCUCCUCUCCAUCACCUUCCAGAUUACAGCCUCCCGCCCAGUGGAAAACAAGCUGUGCGAGGGGCCGAUCCCAAACCGGUCUCAGCUGUGCCAAAUCCCCUGUCCCACUGACUGUGAGGUGUCGCCGUGGGGCGCCUGGGGGCCAUGCACCUUUGAAAACUGUGAGGAUCAGGCGGGAAAGAAAGGUUUUAAACUGAGGAAACGACAAAUCACCAAUGAACCAACAGGAGGCCCUGGAAACUGCCCGCACCUGGUGGAGGCGGUGCCGUGUGACGAGCCCAGUUGUUACGACUGGCAACUGGUCAGCCUGGAUCGGUGUAUUCCAGACGAAGAGAAGCCAUGUGGUCCCGGCACUCAGCUCGCACAGGUCCAGUGUGUCAACAGCAAUGGAGAGGAGGUGGACAGAAACCUCUGCUCGUCUUCCCCACCUCCUGAGCCCGUGCCCUGCGAGGUGCCUUGUGCAAGGGACUGCGUCCUCAGCGACUGGACCCCCUGGUCCACUUGCUCUCAGACCUGCUCCAGUAAGACCAUUGAGGGGAAGCAGAUGAGGACCCGCUCCAUUCUGGCUUACAACGCCGGGGAAGGUGGUGCCCUGUGCCCCAACAGCAGUGCCCUUCAAGAGGUGCGGAACUGCAACGAACAUGCCUGUACAGUUUACCACUGGCAGACCGGACCCUGGGGCCCUUGUACCGAAGACCCGUCUUCUUCAUCCCUCAACACCUCCACGACUGUCCGAGCCGGCAGCGACGGUCAGGGUCCCUGCUCCAUGGGAAUGCAGACUCGCAAGGUCAUCUGCGUCCGGGUCAAUGUGGGACAGGUGCCUCCCAAGAAGUGUCCAGACGGCCCUCGCCCCAGCACGGUGCGACCAUGUCAGCUGCCCUGCAAGAAGGACUGUAUUGUGACGCCAUUCAGCAACUGGACACUGUGUCCUGUUACUUGUGAUACAGCUGGUAAUGCAGUGAAGAGAAAGCAAUCGAGGAAACGUCUUAUCAUCCAGCUGCCGUCAAAUGGAGGACAGGAAUGUCCGGAGGUGCUGGAGGAGGAGAGGGACUGUGAGGUCCCCAAAGUCUGCCCAGGUUUCAGGUGGAAAACCCACAAAUGGAGGAAGUGCCAGCUGGUCCCGUGGUUUCUCAGACAGGACAGUCCCGGCGCUCAAGAGACUUGUGGACUAGGACUUCAGACAAGAGCUGUGUCCUGUCGCCAGCUGGACGGGACACAGGCCGACAUCAGUGAGUGUCUGAAAUUCGCCAAGGCCAUGCCUGCCAUCACUCAGCGCUGUCAGCUCCCCUGCCAGGAUGACUGCCAGCUGACCAACUGGUCCAAGUUCUCGUCCUGCACAGCUGACUGUGUGGGGGUCCGCACCAGAAAGAGAGCAUUGAUAGGGAGGAGCAAGAAAAAGGACAAGUGCAAGAACACGCAAAUGUAUCCCCUGAGUGAGACCCAGUACUGCCCCUGUGACAAGUACAACGCCCAGCCGGUGGGCAACUGGUCAGACUGCAUCCUGCCUGAGGGAGGCAGAGUGGAGAGCAUCCUGGGAAUGAAGGUCCAGGGAGACAUCAAGGAAUGUGGACAGGGCUACCGCUAUCAGGCCAUGGUGUGUUACGACCAGGACAACAGGCUGGUAGAGACCUCACGCUGCAACAGUCAUGGUUAUAUUGAGGAGGCGUGCAUCAUCCCCUGUCCUUCAGACUGUAAACUAAGUGAAUGGUCCAACUGGUCACGCUGCAGCAAGUCCUGCGGCAGCGGGGUCAAAGUUCGCUCCAAAUGGCUCAGAGAGAAACCUUACAACGGUGGCCGGCCUUGUCCCAAACUGGACCACAUCAACCAGGCCCAGGUAUAUGAGGUGGUGCCCUGCCAGAGCGACUGUAAUCAGUAUGUGUGGGUGGCUGAGCCAUGGAGCGUGUGGAAAGUCAGCAAUGUGGACCUGAAAGAAAACUGUGGCAAAGGAGUCCAGACAAGAAAAGUCCGGUGCAUGCUCAACACCAUAGACGGCCCCUCGGAGGCCGUGGAGGACUACCUGUGUGACCCAGAGGAGAUGCCCCUGGGGGCCAGGGAGAGCCGACUUCCCUGCCCAGAGGACUGCGUUCUCAAUGACUGGGGCCCCUGGAGCCGCUGCAGCCUGCCCUGCACCAGAACCAACAGUCGAGUGCGGACGGCGUACACCCUCCGAUCGCCCAGUGUGGGGAGGCAGUGUCCAGACACGAAUGAUAAGGAGCCCUGUAGCCUGAACCUCAACUGCUUCAACUACUUCUACAACAUCACAGACUGGAGCACGUGUCAGCUGAGUCCUAACGCCGUCUGUGGGAGCGGCAUCAAGACCCGGAUGCUCGACUGCGUUCGCAGCGACGGAAAAUCGGUCGAUAUAAAAUUCUGCGAGGAGCUGAACUUGGAGAAGAAGUGGCAGAUGAACAUCUCCUGCGUGGUCGAGUGUCCCGUCAACUGUCAGCUGUCAGAGUGGUCGGCCUGGUCAGAGUGUUCACAGACCUGUGGACUAGAGGGUAAGAUGUGGCGGAGGCGCUCGGUGGUUCAGCCCUCUCAGGGCGACGGCCGGCCCUGCCCCUCUCAGAUGGAGCAGUGGAAGCCCUGCCCCGUCCGACCCUGCUACCGCUGGCAGUACAGCUCCUGGUCCGAGUGUCGGGUGGAGAGUGUGGUGUGUGGACACGGCAUGCGCUACAGAAACCUGUCCUGCUUCGUGUCGGACGGCUCCAGUGACGGCGAGGGAAGCCUGGUGGACGAGGAGCUGUGCAGCAGCCUGGAGCUCGCCGUCGACGGAGACAAGCAGAUCAGACUGAAGGAAGCCUGCACCCUUCCCUGCCCAGGUGAAUGCUACCUGAUGGAGUGGUCAGACUGGAGCUCCUGUGUGAGCAUCUGCGUCAAAGGAGCAGGCGUGGACUUUGGUUCGGUCCAGGUUCGCUCACGAGCCGUGUUAGCCCAGGAGCCUGAAAACCUGCAGCUCUGUCCAGACCAGGCAUGGGAGUCUCAGCCCUGCACCGGGGGCGAGUGUUACGAGUACAAAUGGUUCAGCAGUGCUCAUCCAAACUCCACCCGCCCUUUAAUCUGGUGUCAGCGCUCAGAUGGACUCAACGUCACCGGAGGUUGUCCUCCUGUGAACCCCCCGAUGGACAACAGCUCCUGCGACCCUCCCUGUCUCAUGCCCAAGUCUUUCUGCAGCGAGGCUGGUAUCUGCAUGUGCGAUGAGGGCUUCACAGAGGUGCUGUCGCCCACUGGGCAGCUGGACCAGUGCACCCCCAUCCCAGUCCUGGAGAUCCCCACGGCGGGGGACAAGAAGGGCGAUGUGAAGACCAGUCGUGCCAUUAACCCCACCCUGCCCAGCACCAUCCAGCCCGGACGCACCGGACGGACCUGGUACCUGCAGCCCUAUGGACCAGAUGGGAAGCUGAAGAUGUGGGUGUAUGGUGUAGCAGCCGGAGCCUUUGUGCUCCUCAUAUUCAUAGUGUCUAUGAUAUACCUAGCUUGCAAAAAGCCAAAGAGACCUCAGAGACAGAGGCAACAAAACAACCGACUAAAACCUCUGACUCUCGCCUACGACGGGGACACAGACAUGUAGUCCCUCCAGGAGAUGCUUCACCGAGCACUUCACCUGUCAUAGAAAACCCACUUCAUCACGCCAUUACAGUGAAGGACAUGGAUGUUUGCAGCGUGAAUGGACACGUCACAGAGCGGAGAAAUGACAGGAAAUCCUCUUAGCAGAGACACUGGUGGGGUUUAACCAUUUCAAGUAGAGCUCCUUUCAGCCCCCUCUUUUUUUGUCUUUGUCUUUUUUAAUAUUUUCUUUUGCAAGAGCCUUCGUGACCUCCACCGUGUUCAAUGAAAUGCCUUUUUUUGCCCCCUACACAUCCACAUUUCUGUAAUUGUAAAAAAAAAAAAAAAAAAGACUUGUUUAAGACACAUGAUAGACUGGGUGCAGAAGACAGACCCAGCUCUCUCCUGCUGUCUCUGAACAUGGCAGCACAAGCUCCAAACUCUUCCCCCGCGCUUUUUCUGCUUGUCCCUAAAAAUGCUGAGUAGCUGGAGGCUUAGGAUGCUCUGACGGUUCGUACGUUGCCAAAAGUCACCGCAGGGAAGAGGAGGAGGAGGAGGGAGAGGGAAAAUCUCCAUAAAAAGGUUUGGAUUCCUUUUUCUCAAUCCUCAACUGGGUUCUGACUCAAAUCUCUUUUACAGUCUCGAACAAAAGGGAGGCAUUUCUUCUCUUCUUUCUUUUUCUUUUUCCCCUUUUUUCUUCUUUUUUUUGCUUGAUUCAGAGGCACACAGGCCUGUGUUUGUGGAUAAACUGAUCUGUAUGAUGCUGAUGGAGGAGUAGCCUGCAAUCAGUUGUUCAUGGAAACUACUGCCUGCCUGCCUCCAACUCUUGCUUUGUUUCAGGCACUACAUUGCACUAUAUUAGUGCAGCAUGAUAUGCACAUGUGACUUCUACCUUCUAUUGCCAUAAAACACUGCCUCUUCCACAGACGAAAAACCAUAUGAGCAGAGGAACAGCUAAGGCCAACAGGAGAACAUUCAAUGGAAAACAACGGCAACAGGAAAAGAUGUUUAGGUGUGUCACAUUCUACAGAACAGGUGUGGAUCUCAAGUAAAUAUAUGUAUAGAUUUUAUUUCUCACAACAAUUUUUUUUUUGGUUGUAGUAAAAGUUUUGUGGUUUGUAGAUUUCGUCUGGUGUUAUCACUGUAUUUCUGCCCAGAUGCAAUUAAAGAUUUAACUACAGUAUCGGCAGGUGAUUUCUUUUAAUGAAUCACCUGCUUUAAAGUUUCUUUUUCAGCCAUAAAAAGUAUGGUUUAAUUACAAAUCUUUACUUUUUUUACCUACAGGAGUUCAUUGUGGAAAAGCCGAUAUUUUGCAGUGAUUAAAGAAAAAGAAAGACCAAUAAGUUUAAACCAUUUACGUCAUGCAAACAUCAUUUCUGCCUUACUGACAGUAGCUAAAUACUAACCGUUUUUAAUACUUGAAUGGGGCAUACAGCAUUCAUUAUACACUGCAAUACAAACAGUAUAGACCUAAAGAAAGAUUACAUUUGCUUUUCCUUUGAGGAGUUUUUAAAACUUUUUCAUGUAGUAACCGUAUCAUAGAUCCUCUAUUGUUUUUCAGCCAUACUACAUGAGGUGAAAUAUGACAUUAAAAAAAUAUCUGUACAAACAAAAAGUAUACAACAUGUUAAUAAUAAGAGAACACGCUUCUGCUGAGUUCAACGUAAAAGCAAAACUGGUGUGGAGAAUGUUUACCUUUUUUGUUGUGGGAUUUGUAAAUAACAGCGAUUUUUUUAUUUUUUGGAGAAAAAAAAUCAAAGUAUGUGUACAUUUAUUUUGUAUUGCACAGAAAAUGUUUAGUUUGACUAUUGCGAAGUGGGUGUAUGAUAUUGCUGAUUGUUGUUAUCAUGAUGCAAGUUGUAUGUUGUGAAAAAAAAACAAGGGAAAGAAAAAAAGACGCAGAAAAACGACAAAGUCUCAGCUGUUUUGUACAGGUUGUUUAUAUGUAUGGGAAGAAUUACUGAAAAUAAAUGAGGACACAGUUGUAAACACACAAAGGUAACGUUA